UCCCACGGGCCACCCACCACCGCACGCGCGCAGCACGUGAGGCCGACCGCCGUUACCCGACGCGACCGCGUCCCACUCCCACACCCCGCCCGACGCCGGCGAUGCAGGCGGGAGUCGGCCACCGCGCCGCCAACGUGGGCUCCCCGUCACGCUCCAUCUUUCGGGGUCGGAGUGGCUUCCUUCUCCCCGGCCGCGCCCGCUUCUUCUCCGAAGGCGCGGCGGCGGCGCCACUCCGCGUUGGCUCCUUGCCCCAGCCGCGGGCCCAUGGCGGCGGCGGUUUCGCGCACCUCCAGGCCGUGGAUGGAGAGGCGGCGCCGCGGCUGCCGCGCGUCCUCCGGGGAAUCCUUCUCGAUCAUAGGAAAAUGGGUUGUCCUGACCUUCUAAAAGCUGCUCUACUUUCGACCAUGUCAUUACUUGCUGUACCACUUGAGGCAUCAGCCGAGACGUGCCAGCCACCGAAUUCUUUUGCCAAUAUGCCAAUUUUUAUUGCUGUGGCUCUAAUUGGAGCUGCUGUUGGUGGAUUGUUAGCACGCCAAAGAAAGGAAGAAUUGAAGCGACUGAAUAAUCAACUUCGCCAGAUCAAUACAGCACUUAGAAGGCAGGCACAGAUUGAGUCAUUUGCGCCUGGCCUUACUUAUGCACCUGUUGGGAGAACAACAGAAACUGAUGUUGUUGUUGACCCAAGGAAGCAGCAGCUGGUCACAAACCUGAGAAAUGGGAAGAAUUACAUGAGGAAUCAAGAACUUGAUAAGGCAGUAGCGGAGUUCAGGACAGCUCUGGAGCUUGCAGAGAGCAUUGGCGAUCGUUUCGAAGAAAAGAAAGCUGCGCGAGGAUUAGGUGCGUCGCUGCAAAGGCAGGGAAAAUACAGGGAAGCAAUGAGGCAGUACGCCAGGGUCCUGGAGCUGUCCAGGGAGACUGGCGAGGACUCCGGCUGCACGGAGGCGUACGGCGCCAUAGCCGACUGCUACGCCGAGCUGGGGGACCUGGAGCGAGCGGCCAAGGUGUACGACAAGUACAUAUCGCGGCUGCAGCCCGGCGAGUAAUAAAGCGGCCGCGGCCACACCCCAAAACUCUUUGCAGGCGAGACUGUGGGUUCCUUUUUCUGCCGGUUGAGUUUUGCUCGGCGCAAACGCGAGUAGUGAGUUUUUGUCCGUCUGUUGAAGAACUUCACUGCAUGGUUUCGAUUGUUCUGAGAAUGGCUUUGGUUCAUCUCCGUUUGUACAUGUACGGUUGAAUUUUUGCUAAAGAAAGUUUUCAGGGAUUGGAUUGCUCA
Panicum virgatum (switchgrass) is the source of this 1273-nucleotide messenger RNA. Its product is annotated as protein FLUORESCENT IN BLUE LIGHT, chloroplastic-like. The transcript has 5 exons. The record is from RefSeq and is a predicted model, not a curated record. The coding region runs from base 102 to 1043 and encodes 313 amino acids. Gene Ontology annotation, biological process: chlorophyll biosynthetic process. Gene Ontology annotation, molecular function: protein binding. NCBI's taxonomy places the organism in Eukaryota, Viridiplantae, Streptophyta, Magnoliopsida, Poales, Poaceae.